UUUCUCGCUUAUCUCUGAAUCUGGAGAUUUUGAUAAGGCUCUGACCUGCAUCAUUAUCACUCACUUUCAUUUGGAUCAUGUGGGAGCGCUUACCUACUUCACUGAGGUCUGUGGUUACCGCGGCCCAAUUUACAUGACUAUAUUGUUUCUGCCACUCAUCACUGGAGUAAAUAAUGGGGCAGUCAGUUCAGGUCCUUUCAGUGUGAUUCUUUUUUAGUCAAAGGCUGAUGGUCAAAUCAUUGCUUCCACAGCAGAUCAUUAGGAGCUUGGCCUUUCCUUUGAACUUCAUCAAAAUUCCCCUUUGAUGGAUGUUCACUAGGGUAUCCAUGCUCUAUCAGGUAUUGGGGAGCUCAUACUGCAGAAAGGUAAUUCUUGGACCCCUACUGAUGAAGACUUCUUUUUAGCAGAGAUCAGAGUCUUAUGGUUCGUCCUUUGGCUGGCUCAACUUCUGGGAUCAUGUUUUCUGAGAUUGAGGGUACAAUGAUUAUAUGAUAUAGUGAAUGAUUUUGAGGGGAGAGGGACAAUGAAGCCUGACUCAUUUAUCAGAGAGGCACACCUCACUGCAUGGAAUGGUUGCCUAGGCUGGCAUUUGCUACAUGGACAUUUGAGGGGCAUAUUGAGUUGUUCCCAUUUCUCCAAUUGUCCUCUUCUCUCUUUUGUUUCCAUUACCUUGUCUCUCAUUUUGUUUUCAACAAAUAUUUAUUCAUAAACAGUUUUAAAAGGAAGGAAACUAGUAAAGUGUUUGUCUGGUUUGUUUUGCACACUAAUGUGGUAACUCUUUGUUAAGAAAGAUAUUUAACAGAGCUUUUGUUAUUCUUCCAUAUUUAACAGAGCUUUAGUUAUUCUUCCAUAUUUAACAGAGCUUUAGUUAUUCUUCCACAAAUAUAUCUCAGAUGUUCCUGCAUUGGAACAAAUGUAACUAUGUAAUUUGAAUGGACUGAUUUCAAACUAUCUUGGAGGUUUAUGUAGACUUUAGUAUAUUUUUGCAUCCUCAUGUUAGCUGUGUUUGAAUGGCUCCAACUUUGACACACAUUCAUAUUUUAGUAAUGCCUACAUGUUUUGUGCUUGGAUCUUCACCAGAACUACAAAUUUGUGAGAAAAUAGACAAAAUGCACCUGUUGUGCAGUCUAAACUUAUUUUUAAUACAGUAUCCUACAAAGGCUUUGGCUCCUUUGAUGCUGGAGGAUUUUAGGAAAGUGAUGGUAGACCGUAGAGGCGAGGAAGAACAGUUCACUUAUAAUCAUAUAAUGGAUUGUAUGAAGAAAGUUACAGCGGUGGAUUUGAAGCAGACCGUGCAAGUUGAUAAGGAUCUCCAAAUUCGUGCAUAUUAUGCAGGGCAUGUUCUUGGUGCAGCAAUGUUUUAUGCAAAAGUUGGAGACAGUGCGAUUGUCUACACGGGGGAUUAUAAUAUGACACCUGAUAGACAUCUUGGAGCAGCUCAAAUUGAUCGACUACAACUUGACCUACUUAUAACAGAAUCCACAUAUGCAACAACGGUACGUGAUUCGAAAUAUGGCCGUGAGAGGGAGUUUCUCAAGGCUGUUCAUAAAUGUAUAUCUGGUGGAGGAAAAGUUUUGAUUCCAACAUUUGCUUUGGGAAGAGCGCAGGAGCUUUGUAUACUAUUGGAUGAUUACUGGGAGCGAAUGAAUCUAAAGAUUCCUAUUUACUUCUCAGCAGGUCUAACUAUUCAGGCUAAUAUGUAUUACAAGAUGCUUAUCGGAUGGACCAGCCAAAAAAUCAAAGAUACAUAUGCAACACGCAAUGCUUUUGACUUCAAACAUGUUUGCAGUUUUGACCGCUCUUUAAUCAAUGCCCCUGGACCAUGUGUUCUCUUUGCUACACCUGGGAUGAUCAGUGGUGGUUUUUCACUUGAGGUUUUCAAGCAGUGGGCUCCCUCUGAGAUGAAUCUUGUUGCACUGCCUGGGUAUUGUGUGGCUGGAACAAUAGGACAUAAGUUGAUGUCAGGUAAACCCACAAAAAUUGAUCUGGAUAAGGACACUCAAAUUGAUGUGCGAUGUAAGAUUCAUCAGAUGUCUUUUAGUCCUCACACGGAUGCCAAAGGGAUUAUGGAUUUGGUCAAGUUUCUCUCCCCGAAGCAUGUAAUACUUGUACAUGGCGAAAAGCCUAAAAUGGCAACCCUGAAAGGGAGAAUCCGGACUGAAUUGGGAAUCCAGUGUUAUGAUCCAGCAAAUAAUGAAACAGUGUGUAUUCCUUCAACUACAUAUGUGAAAAUAAAUGCUACAUGCACGUUUAUCCGGAAUUGCUUGAAUCCAAAUCCUGAACUCUUGAAAAGCAGUCAAGAAGGUAACUACACCGAUUUCAAGAGCCUGCCAUUGGCACAUGUAAGGGAUGAAAAGGUAGCUGAAGGGAUCCUUGUCAUGGAGAAAACCAAGAAAGCAAGGGCUGUGCACCAGACUGAACUGUUGCCAAUGUUGGGAAUGGUUGAAAACAAACUUCAGUUUGCAUACUGUUGCCCUCUAAAUAUGAGCAGUCUUGAACAUUUUAGAUCACAUGAACUUGAUAGGCCAUGUGCCCUAUCAAGUUCAUCGUCCAAAAAUACAGAACCUUCUUCCUCAACCAAAAUGUUGCUGUCUCCUGAUCAAUGUUCUUGGCUUCAGCUUUUGCUGUUAAAACUUUCCCAGUCACUUUCUGAAUGGAGCAACAUCCAACAGUUCCCUGACCAUCUACAAUUGGAUUCAUUCCGUGUCUCUGUCUGUUCAAAUACCAGCUGCCCUUACAAGUGCAAGGAGGACGUACAUGAUGAAUUGUCUGCUAUAUUUUUCUGCUGCAGUUGGUUGGUAGGAGAUGAAAAGCUGGCAUGGAAAAUCAUUUCAGUGAUGAAGGAUCGAGAUUCAACUACCGCUCCUAGAUGACCAAGUGGCUGACUCAUUGGAACCCAUGGAUAAGCCUCAUUUUAGAAACAAAAUUGGUGGACUGCACCCAUAAGUCUCUCUCUGCUCGAAUUUCUCAUUGCUGAUUCAUACAAGUAAAUUCAAGUUGGACGGUGAACAUGGUAAGUGUAAGAUUUCUACUUAUGUCGUAUCAACAUAGAUUUACUGGAAGCUAAAUUAUCACGGAUUUUUUAUUCUUGAUUGUUUACAGGUGUUAAAUUAUUUAUUAGUCUGAUGUUUAUAGAAAGGUAAGAUCGGCUGUACUAAGUUACCCCCUUCUUUCUCCCCCAGUUUCCCUUGGUAGAGGAGGUGGUUUUGGGAGUUUUUCUCAAUGACCUUGUAUAACAUAUUACAUUAUAUCAUAAGGGUUAUUUUUUUUGGACCA
Molecule: messenger RNA, 3276 nt
Organism: Macadamia integrifolia
Lineage: Eukaryota; Viridiplantae; Streptophyta; Magnoliopsida; Proteales; Proteaceae
Product: cleavage and polyadenylation specificity factor subunit 3-II
Exons: 12
Coding region: 1011-2873 (620 amino acids)
Biological process (GO): snRNA processing
Cellular component (GO): nucleus
Source: RefSeq, a predicted model, not a curated record